GCGCGCUCCCGACGCCGGAAGUAGCCCUUGGUGUGAGUGAACCAACCGGAGCAGUGAAGCACCGAGGCGGACCGGACUCACCGGGGAGAAGAGGAGCCGGUGGACGGAGGAAUGACCCGUACCUGAGUCUCUGCCACGGCUCUGAUAUCUCUCACCUGACGUUGGUCACUGUGGACGUUUUCAUAUCAAGAGGCUGACGGACCAAGUGUGUUUCCAGGCAGGAGUGUGUUGUUGUGACUGAGCCGGUGUUUGAGCGGCGGAGUGUGUGUGUGAGUGAGUGUGUGUGUGUGUGUGUGUGUGUGUGAGCAGCUCUCCCUAUGUGUGUCACAAUGGGGGACAUCAGUGACCUGGACCGACAGAUAGAGCAGCUCAGACGCUGUGAGCUCAUUAAAGAAAACGAAGUCAAGGCCCUGUGUGCCAAAGCCAGAGAGAUUCUGGUUGAAGAAAGCAACGUCCAGAGAGUGGACUCUCCUGUCACAGUGUGUGGUGAUAUACAUGGUCAGUUCUAUGACUUGAAGGAGCUCUUUAGAGUUGGUGGUGACGUCCCAGAGACAAAUUAUCUCUUCAUGGGAGACUUUGUGGACCGAGGCUUCUACAGUGUGGAGACCUUCCUCCUUCUGCUAGCUCUUAAGGUGCGUUAUCCAGACAGGAUAACGUUGAUCCGGGGGAACCACGAGUCCCGUCAGAUCACGCAGGUUUACGGCUUCUACGACGAAUGUCUCCGCAAAUACGGUUCAGUCACAGUCUGGAGGUACUGCACCGAGAUCUUUGACUACCUGUCUCUCUCUGCUAUCAUUGAUGGGAAGAUCUUCUGUGUGCACGGCGGCUUGUCGCCCUCCAUCCAGACUCUGGACCAGAUCAGGACCAUCGACAGGAAACAGGAAGUUCCUCAUGACGGCCCCAUGUGUGACCUGCUGUGGUCAGACCCUGAAGACACCACGGGGUGGGGGGUGAGUCCCCGGGGAGCCGGCUACCUGUUUGGUAGUGAUGUCGUGGCUCAGUUCAACGCCGCCAACGACAUCCACAUGAUCUGUAGAGCUCACCAGCUGGUCAUGGAGGGAUACAAGUGGCACUUCAACGAGACCGUGCUCACCGUCUGGUCCGCACCCAACUACUGCUACAGAUGUGGGAACGUGGCGGCCAUCUUGGAGCUGGAUGAACAUCUACAGCGGGAGUUCAUCAUCUUCGAGGCGGCGCCGCAGGAGACCCGAGGCAUCCCCUCCAAGAAGCCGGUAGCAGACUACUUCCUGUGAGGAGCCGGACCAGAGCGUCGGGUCUCUGGCUCCACUUCACAGCAGCAGAUCUUCAUGGUGACGAAGUGAGAGCCCAGAGAGUCAACAGCUGGAUGUUUCCUCCUGCAGGAGGCUGACACUCACUGUGAAGGUGUCGGGGGGCGAGGAGGACUCUGGCCACUCCUCCUCCUCCUCCUCCUGCUCUUCAUCUCUCUCUCUUUCUCUACAUGCCACACUUCAACACUCUUAGUACUUUUUCCAUGACGAACACUGUCCCUGUUUAGUUUUAGAGUCUCUGGAAGGAGUCCAGUGUGUCUUUUUCCCUCUUUUUUAAUAUGCAGAUGUUGGAAGUUUAACAGUUUUAUCAUUCAAGAAAUUCCUUCAGUGCAUAAGUUCUUUGUGUUGUUUUUUUUUUUUUGAUUUUUGUAUAAUUGUUGCUGCCAGGAUUAUUAAAUGCAAAAUGACGUAUUCCUUCACCUCCUUUCUGCUCCUGUGUUUGUGUGUGUGGGUAUUUAACACCGUCAGAGGAAAACACACCACCACUCUCCAUAUUUACAUUGUUUUCUCUCUUAAUUCCUUUUAAUCUACAAACCUCUGUAGGUCUCUCAAUUUUGAUAUUGUGAGAAUAAAGUUUUUGUAUCAAU
This is a messenger RNA of Centropristis striata (black sea bass), 1876 nucleotides long. RefSeq names its product serine/threonine-protein phosphatase 4 catalytic subunit B. The record is from RefSeq and is a predicted model, not a curated record. Gene Ontology annotation, molecular function: protein serine/threonine phosphatase activity. Gene Ontology annotation, cellular component: cytoplasm; nucleus. NCBI's taxonomy places the organism in Eukaryota, Metazoa, Chordata, Actinopteri, Perciformes, Serranidae. Gene Ontology annotation, biological process: peptidyl-serine dephosphorylation; double-strand break repair via homologous recombination. The transcript is spliced from 9 exons. Bases 318 to 1253 code for a protein of 311 amino acids.